AACAUGCAUGACACAACUCCAUGAACAUAUGCUCUGGCUUGCUGUUGACCAUAUGCCCUGUUAAGAACCUACACGUUGACAAAAAGACUAAUUUAUGCAUGUGUUUUACUUAGUAAGGCCACAUAAGUCAACAUAAAGCUUGUGCAUAUAACAAUAGCAAUACAAACAUUCAAAUCAUUUAUAUGUAAGGUAACAUAUAUAACAAUUUAGUUUUAUGCCCACAUGUGCAAUAUUUAGAUUGACACAUACAAUUUGUAAUGUGCUAGUUCUAUUGGACACAUCUUGAAAUACACAAACAAUGGCUUUUGCAUGUUAUGUCGAGGCAUCCUAACAUACCAGUGAUGUAGGUGUCUGGUCUUUUUGUUUCCACAUUGGACGUAAAAUGUAUUUUUUCUCCCUUCACACUUGUUUGAGCUUUUAAUCUGGCUGAACUAAAAAAUGAAAUGAUAAUGAUAAUUUAAAAAAAAGCAAGACAAAAACGCUUUAAAUGAUAUAACAUCAUCCAAAAAUUACAUAACCCCGGGUGGAUUAUGAUUAGAGUUGGUUUCUCUCUUUUUUUUAUCCCUCAUCCUGAGAGUGUCUGUACAUGGCGUUCUGCCUCGUUUCAGAGCCUGACAGUAAAGCAGGCUACAUUUCACAGGGAUGCUGGACCUUACACAGCAAGAUAUAGCUACAAUACAUCAAAUAUGAAUGUUGCCAUAAUAACACACAGGCCCUCUUAGUAAUACUGUAAGGCGUUGGAUUGCAUUAAGACGUAUAUCCCCUGUGAACUAUCUCAUUAGACUGUUGACCUUCACACAAUACUAUCUCAUAAUAACAACUGCACAUUGUUAUGAGUGUUACAGCUGGAUCCUUUUGGGCAGCGGACUGCAGCAGAUUACCGCGAUGCUCGGAUGAAUCUGCUGACUCUCCCUGCCCCUGGAUAAAUAUAUAAAUAAAUACAACUCGCGCCUCUGCUGAGUCAUGCGUUGUACCUCGCAAUAAUGAUAGCAAUAUUGUGGGCAGUCCACCCUGGGCCUGGACGCUCUCCACGGUGUGCUGUGCGAUGCUUCACGUGUGUCAGUCAGCGUCUUUAUUCUCAUCCUGAGCUCUCGGCGACAUAACGGCAGGAGAGGAGAGAGGAGGAGAGAGGAGGAGAGGACAGGAGCCAGCUGUCUGAGGCUGCGGGAUCUGUCCUACAUCUCGCCUUAUGAUGAUUGCUGCGGCGUUUUUGGUCCUCUUACGGCCGUACAGCAUUCAAUGUGUGCUGCUGCUGUUGCUGCUUUUGCUCGGGACUAUAGCGACAAUCUUGUUUUUCUGCUGCUGGCACCGCAGGCUUCGCAAUGGAAAGCAUCCAAUAAAAUCCGUGCUCUCCGGACGCACCAAGAGCCGCGUUGGCCUCCGAUCACAUCAUUUUCGAUCAGAGGGCUUCAGGCACAGUCCACGUCAUGCAAGACGGAGCAUACAUGCUCGAGUGACAGAGGAGAAGCCCAAUCUGGUCGAGAUCCCUGAGAGCGAGCCCGAUUCAUCGUCUGGGCUCAGGAAACGCAAAGUGAAGAAGAGAGUCCUGCCAGAAUUUUACCAGUCUGUACAAGUCACCCCCACACGCAAACCUAGCUCCAGUUCGGGGAACCCUUCCCUGCACGGCUCCAUGUCUUCCUCGGCGGAUUUCUCAGACGAGGAUGAUUACAGUGUAAAAUCCGGCUCGGCAUCACCUGCACCCGGGGAUACUUUACCCUGGAACCUGCCCAGACAUGAGCGAUCCAAGAGGAAAAUCCACGGCGGAUCCGUGCUGGAUCCGGCGGAGAGAGCCGUGCUCAGGAUCGCAGAUGAAAGAGACAGAGUGCAGAAGAAGACGUUUACAAAAUGGAUAAAUCAGCACCUGAUGAAGGUACGGAAGCAUAUAAAUGACCUGUACGAAGACUUACGAGAUGGACAUAACCUGAUCUCACUGCUGGAGGUCUUGUCCGGAGACACAUUGCCUCGGGAGAGGGGGAGGAUGCGCUUCCACAGGCUCCAGAACGUACAAAUAGCACUGGAUUAUUUAAAGAGGCGGCAGGUCAAGCUUGUAAAUAUCAGGAAUGAUGACAUCACAGACGGUAACCCAAAACUGACCCUGGGAUUGAUCUGGACCAUAAUUCUGCACUUUCAGAUCUCGGAGAUCCACGUGACAGGGGAGUCCGAGGACAUGACAGCCAAGGAGAGGCUGCUGCUUUGGUCCAAGCAGAUAACAGAGGGCUACGUAGGUGUACGAUGUGACAACUUCACAACCUCCUGGAGGGAUGGGAGGCUAUUUAACGCCAUCAUUCAUAAGUACAGGCCGGACAUGGUUGACAUGAGCCGUGUGUCGACGCAGACCAACAGAUCAAACUUGGAGCACGCGUUCGGUUUAGCGGAGCAGCUGGGUGUGGCCCGACUCCUGGACCCCGAGGACGUAGACGUUCAGUCUCCGGAUGAGAAAUCAGUCAUCACGUACGUCUCAACUCUGUACGAUGCCUUCCCCAAAGUACCCGACGGCGUUGAUGGAAUCAGCCCUAAUGAUGUUGAUAUCAAAUGGGUGGAGUACCAGAACAUGAUCAAAUACCUCAGCCAGUGGAUCAAACACAAUGUGGCCAUAAUGUCCGACAGAUCAUUCCCCAACAACCCUGUGGAAAUCAAGGCACUUUACACACAGUAUCUGCAGUUUAAAGAGCAUGAAAUCCCGCAGAAAGAGAACGAGAAGACAAAAAUCAAAGAUCUGUAUAAAAUGCUCGAGAUGUGGAUCGAGUUCGGACGUAUCCAGCUGCCCCCAGGUCACCACCCAAACGACGUGGAUAAGGAAUGGGGUAAAUUAAUUGUUGCCAUGCUGGAGCGGGAGAAGAGCCUGAGGCCUGAGGUGGAAAGGCUUGAGAUGUUGCAGCAGAUCGCCAACAGGGUCCAGCGGGACUGCGUGAACGGAGAGGACAAGCUGGCGUUGGCAAGAAUCGCACUGCAGUCUGACGCAAAACGCCUCGAGUCUGGUAUUCAGUUCCUACAUGAAGCCGAGAUCGCCGGCUACCUUCUGGAGUGUGAGAACAUCCUCAGACAGCAGGUGGUGGACAUCCAGAUUCUCCUGGAUGGGAAAUUCCCCUUCGCAGAUCAACUCGUGCAAAGGGUAUCGAAGCUCCGGGACGACCUCCUCGCCCUGAGAGCCGAGUGCUCCUCCGUGUACAGCAAAGGUCGCACCCUGACGACGGAACAAACCAAAAUGAUGAUCUCGGGCAUCACACAAAGCCUGAACUCCGGCUUCUCGCAGAACAUCAACGCAAGCCUGACACCAGCCCUCACUCCUGCACUCACCCCAGGGGGUUUAGGCACCCCUGGGUCCACAUUCACCUCUAGCCUUACACCGUGCCUCACCCCGUCCUUGACCCCUGCCUUGACGCCCGGCAUGCAACCCACUUCAGUCCAGAGCUAUAUGGGUGGUGGCGGCGGCGGCAUGGACCCGGGCAGCCUCAGGCAACUGAAACACAUGCAGAUCCGCAAGCCCUUACUGAAAUCCUCACUGGCAGACCAGAACAUGACAGAGGAGGAGGUCAACAUGAAGUUUGUUCAGGACCUCCUGAACUGGGUGGAAGAGAUGCAGUUGCAGCUGGAUCGUUCAGAGUGGGGAUCAGAUUUGCCGAGCGUGGAAAUGCAUUUAGAGAACCACAAAAGCGUGCACAGAGCCAUCGAAGAAUUUCAGAUGAGUCUUAAAGAUGCCAAACUGAGUGAGAUUCAGAUGAACAUGCCCCUGAAGCUAACUUACUCAGACAAACUCAACAAACUAGAAAAGCAGUACGAGCGGCUGUUGAGCUGUUCACGAGAGCGACAGAGCCACCUGGAGAGCCUGCACGACUUCGUGUCGCAGGCGACGCAGGAGCUCAUCUGGCUGAACGAGAAGGAGGAAGAGGAGGUGGCCUUCGACUGGAGCGAUCGCAACAGCAGCAUCUCCAAGAAACGAGACUACCACGCGGACCUGAUGAGGGAGCUGGAUGAAAAGGAGGAGGCUAUCAAGUCUGUGCAGGACAAGGCAGAGCGCCUCAUGAUCAAGAGCCACCCAGCCCGGCUCACCAUUGAAGCGUACAGAGCUGCCAUGCAGACUCAGUGGAGCUGGAUCCUGCAGCUCUGCUCCUGUGUAGAACAGCAUCUCAAGGAGAACGCUGUUUACUUUGAGUUUUUCAGCGAUGCCAAAGAGUCAAUAGACUACCUUAAGAGCCUGCAAGAUGCCAUUCAGAGAAAAUACAGCUGUGAUCGUACGAGCAGCCUACACAGGCUGGAGGAUCUCAUUCAGGAGUCCAUGGAUGAGAAGGAGCAGCUUCUUCAGUACCGCAGCACUGUGGCUGGGUUAGUGGGCAGGGCCAAGAAUAUUGUGCAGCUCAAGCCCAGGAACCCGGACAGCCCUCUGAGAUCCUCCAUCCCCGUGAAAGCCAUCUGCGAUUAUCGUCAGAUAGAGAUUACCAUCUAUAAAGAGGACGAGUGCGUGUUGGCCAAUAACUCUCACCGAGCCAAGUGGAAGGUCAUCAACCCGGCAGGGAACGAGGCCAUGGUGCCCUCCGUGUGUUUCACUGUGCCCCCGCCCAACAAAGAGGCCGUUGACAUGGCUACAAGAACUGAGCAGUUGUACCAGAACGUCCUGGCGCUGUGGCACCACUCCCACAUCAACAUGAAGAGCGUGGUGUCGUGGCAUUAUCUCAUGGCCGACAUACGAGCCAUCCGCAACUGGAAUGUGUCCUCGAUAAAGACCAUGUUACCCGGUGAGCACCAGCAGGUCUUGAGCAACCUGCAGUCCCACUUCGACGAGUUCCUGGAAGACAGCGAGGAGUCCGAGGUGUUCACGGUGGCAGACUGUAACCAGCUGGAGAGAGACGUCGUGGCCUGCAAAGACUACUACCAGGAACUGCUGAGAUCUGCAGAGAGAGAGGAACACGAGGAGUCAGUCUACAAUCAUUACAUCUCAGAAAUACGCAACUUCCGGAUGCACCUGGAGGCCCACGAGGAGCACCUGAUCAGGCAGCUCCGCACACCGCUGGAGAGAGACGACCUGGAGCAGAGUCUGCAGCGCAUCGCAGAGCAUGAGAAGAAGACAGCGGAGCUGAACAAACUGAAGGAGGACCUUGACGUCAUGAAGGAGAAGUGCGAGCUGUUCCUCAGACAGGCUGCAGGUUCUCCCUCUGUGCCGACGCUCUCCUCUGAACUCACCGUCCUCGUUCAGAGCAUGAGCCAAGUGUACUCCAUGUCCUCCAUUUAUAUGGACAAACUGAAAACAGUGAGCUUGGUGGUGAAGCACAGCCAGAGUGCAGAGGCGCUCGUUAAGUCCUACGAGUCCAAACUGUACGAGGAAGACGCCAUGAACUCUGACGUCAAGUCCAUUGAGUCGGUCAUAUCAACACUUAAGCAAUGGCGGUCGGAGAUCGACGAGCAGCAGGAGGUGUUCCACGACAUGGAGGACGAGCUGCAGAAAGCACGAGUCAUCAGCGACCGCAUGUUCAAGACGCACAACGAGCGCGACUUCGACCUCGACUGGCACAAAGAGAAGGCCGAUCAGCUGAGCGAGAGAUGGCAGAACAUUCACUCUCAGAUUGACAGCAGACUUCGUGACCUGGAUGGUAUCAGCAAAUCUCUGAAACACUACAGAGACUCCUACAGUAGUCUGGAUGAAUGGGUCAGAGAAAUGGAAGCAGCACAGCUCAAGGCCCAAGAAAACAAACCCGAGGACAGCAAAGCACUGGCCGAGCUGCUGAACAAACAGAAGGUCCUUGUUGCGGAGAUUGAACACAAACAGAGCAGAAUUGAUGAGUGUCAGAAGUACUCAGAGCAGUACUCAUCUGCCGUCAAGGAUUAUGAACUCCAGCUGAUGACCUUCAGAGCGAUGGUCGACUCCCAACACAAAUCCCCUCUCAAGAAACGGAGGAUGAACAGCUCGUCUGAUGCCAUCCAGCAGGAGUUUAUGGAUCUCCGAACCCGCUACACUGCUCUAGUGACUCUCAUGACACAGUAUGUGAAGUUCGCCAGUGAAACUCUGAAGAGAACUGAAGACGAGGAGAGAUCUGUUGAUGAGGAGAAGAGGGAACAUGGUGAUAAAGUUAGCAAACUGUUGCACUGGAUGUCCAAUGUGAAACAGACCUCUAACAAUGGUGGGAAUGCUCUGAAAGAUAGCAAUGCCAACACAGACGCUCCUAAUAAGCCCCAGGUGUCAGUGGAGGAAAUGGUCACGAAGAAGGAACAGAUCGCAGAAGCACUGAGGGCCACACAAAUGAUGCUGAACAAACACAGUGACAAAAUGACAGACGAGGAAAGAGAAAAUGCCCAGGAGCAGCUGAAGGCGCUCAACCAGGCCUACAAUGAACUCUCCAGGCAUUGUUCAGAUCAGACGACCUCUGUGGAAGAGAAUUUUAAAUCCUGCAGUGAAGCAGGGCUCGAGACUGGAUCCACGAGUGGCCUGAUCGAUCGAAACACUCUCCCAGAGGCCCACCUGCAGGAGUGGAAUGAAUCAAGCAAGUGCAUAGAGAGUUCACAUGUCUCCUCCGUGUCGCUCUCUGACAUAGCAGCAGCAAGAGAGGGGGCUGCGUGUGGAGACCCGAUCAUCAAGAUGAUAGAGGUCGAACAAGGCAGUGAUGGAUUGACGGUGUCCUACACGGGGGACACGCUGACACUGGAGGGGGCGUUGAAGUGCGGUUUAAUACCUGCAUCUGUCUAUGUAGAGAUUCUUCAGAGGCAAAAGACCGGUCUGGAUGUGUUAGAGCCUGUGCAGGAGGUUGAACCAUGUGAGGUCAAUACACUGAUAUUGAAGUGCCUCAGCAGGAAUAAAUCACUGACAUCAGGGAGGGAUGUUCACACUCUGAGGUCUUGUCAUGGUGACCCAAGUGAUCAGGAGGCCGCUGAGGCGUCAGAGGACGUCGGCCAUAAGCUAAAGGUGGAUGCAGCCGUCCAGUGCGAUCUCAUGAGCUCCAGCAGCACGCUCACUGUGAUCGGAAAUCAGCAGCAGUUCAUUGGACUCGUGUUGCCCACGCUCGAGGAAAAUGUGUCCACCUCGUUCCAGUAUGACCAACGGAUCACCAGCGAUGAGUUCACCAGCAGACUGUUCCUCAAUCGGGAAAAGAUUGCAGCCUUUUACAUUCCGGAAAAUUCAGAGGUGGUCGACAUCAACUCUGCCAUUCAAGAUGGAUUCAUUGACAGCUACACAGCAGAGAUUUUAAAGUCUAUUGAAAUUCCAGACGUGUUCCCAGAUGUUGAUCGCCUGAAUGAAAAGUUUUCAUCGUGGCUUAUAUAUAAAAAACUCAUAGUUGAUGGAUGCUAUCAUGCUGCUGCUUCCUUACAAGUUGAGAACUUCCCGACUCGCACAGAGGCGAGGCAGUUAUUCAUCUCCUACCUCAUGAUAAACAGCUACAUAGAUCCUCAGUCAGGACAGAGGGUCCUGAUACUCGAUAGCGAGCUGAGAAAAAUGAUUAAAAUCUUUCUCGAAGACUCAACUUUUUCUGAGAAAAACGUAACCUCUCUGACUUUGAAUGUUGGUGACCUUUCAGAACAGGUAGACUUAGAGAGCCCGCUGCACAUAAAUGAGGAACCAGAGGAGCUGAUGACGCAACACAGCUGUGAUCCUCACAGUUUUGUUUCCUCUGUCAACGGCAGGAUUACCUUUGAUGAAAGAACGAAUGACACGGCUCUAGACGAGGAUCCUGUCGUGGAAGUUUUUAUAGAUAGUGACACUGACAUGGAUACAACUGAUGCUGGUGUAGUGGAGAAAAGCACGUGUCAGGACAAUACAAAUUGGACAAAAGCAGGUGAAUUUGCAGAGGGAAAAUGUGGAAGUAGUUUACAGUUUGAUGUUGGAGGUGGUGAUGGUGACCAUCUUGAUAUUUCAGCCGUCUCACAUCCACCAGUCUUUUCCUCCUCAUGUUCUAUAAACAGAACAAACGUUGGCUCACCAAGUAUGUUUGACUCCUGUCAUCCAACACCACCACGCUACGAUACUGACUCACUUUAUAGUGAAUCAGAAGACGCAUAUGUGACCCAAGCUGAGUAUCUGUGCUCUGACGACUUGAUGGACGAUGAGAAUGAGCAAGACUACGCCAUUCAUCUUCUGAAAGCGCAGAUGGAGGAAGGAGGUAUUUUGGACGUCACCUCAGGGAGACGUUACGACCUGGAGGCAGCUCUCAGUAAGGGCCUGGUUGACGAGCGAACGGUGCUGAAACUGCUUGACCUGCAGUCGGAUGGAACAGGAAGUGUUGUUGGUGAUGAGGAGGGCGAAACGUCAGAAAUGUCGGCGGCAGCCUCGAAUUUCGCUCUUUGUUUAAUGGAACAGCAGAGCCUAUCAAGGUCUAGCACCGCCAUCAGUAUCAGGGAAUCAGUGCAGUCUGGGUUGGUUAAAGACGAACACAUCCUCUACUCAGACCCCGAAGAAAGCUACACUCACUCCAUCUCCCGUGAUCAUAAUCUGGGCUUCAUUAACAUUAAUGAGGCUGGAAACUCUCAGCAGCUGUCUGAAAGGAAGGUAGCUGUCAUGGUGCUCGAUCUGCCUGACGAGGAGGCUGAUAACAGGGAGAUGGAGGGUGAGAAUGUGGGGAAGAUGAGUAACUACCUCUAUCAUUUCUCUCCCUCGGUUGGUGGCCACGAGUCUCUGAUGAUCUCACCCUCCCCGUGGAGUCAGGUUACUGCAGAGAGUGUGCAUCACGCUUUACUGGCAGAAGACGAUGACUCACAGGGUGUAAUCGAGAGCCGGAUGACAGAUGCAGAGGAUGUGUUUAGAGUUGUGAUAGAAAGCGCUGCUCCAACCGCACGGAGUGACAGAACCUCGGGCAUCAGUACCGAUCCAGAGGUCCAGACUCAGUACUCCACUUCAGCUAAUUACUCUAAAUCUGACAGCUCACCCCUCUAUGAAGAGUUUUUCGUUGCGGGAUAUGAUGCAGAAGCUGGAAAUCAGACAGUUAGUGAGAGUGAACUACAAAUGUCCUCAUCAAAUGGCAGUGUGUCAUCUGAGGAAAGCGGAGCGGUUAAUGAGCGAUUAAUGAGUGCGGGUCCGUCACCUCUGCGCAGCGGGCCAACUCCGAGUGGAGAUGACUCAUCGCCCAGGGAUUUGGUUGAAAGUGCCAUUAUGUCUGAUUCCAGGGGUGAUGGUAACUAUGACAACAGCAUCACAGCAGAUGACAGCUCAGAGAGUAGUUUUAGUGUUGAACCCGAGCGUAGAUGCUCUCAGAACUCACGCAUCGGUCAGAGAUCUCCACAGUCGCCUGGUGUUACAGAAGAAGGCGCUGCAACAAAUACUGUCGGUCAGAAGUGUUCGGACGUAGAAGAUUCAGAGCGAUAUGCUCCGACUAACACAAGAGUUUCUCGUGAACCGGUAGUGGCUGAUAAACAUUUGUCGGGCUCAGAUGAUGAUGAGUUAAGCACUGACGUUCUUUCCCCAGAAAGCCAACAAAAGGACGUAUUCCUAAACACCAGUAAUACAGAACAGUUUCCUCCAUCAAGAAAUGCAAGGACAAGUAAGAUAAGUGAUGAGCAAAAGGCAGAUAUUUGUGGAAAAGCAUCUGAAAUGAACGAAGGACGUUCUGAAGUGGAAAUUGGAGAAGAGUCAGAGGAAAAAAGAUUAGAUCUUGGUACUUCUGAACAUCCCCACCUAGUCACUGAUUUCCUGUCAGAUGGCAGCAUCAGACCUGAAGUUUCCUCCCUCUUACAAAAGGUGCAACCUCAAGAUCUUGAAAGCACGAUCACUGUAGUUCAGAAUCCUCCACAGCAUUUAGAGAAAGGAAGUUUCCAUGAGACAGAAACUCCUCACAGACUCAUGGAGAGCAGCCACCCAGAGCUUGAAGUCACUGCAACAAAUACCAUCAGUCAGAAAUGUCUGGAUGUAGAAGAUUCAGAGCGAUAUACUCCGACUAACACAAGAGUUUCUUUAGAACCGGUAGUGGCUGAUAAAGAUUUGUCCGGUGCAGACGAUGAGUUAAGCACUGACGUUCUGUCCACAGAGAGUCAACACAGGGACGUAUUCCUAAACAACAGUGAUACAGAGCAGUUUCCUACAUCAAGAUAUGCAAGGACAAGUGAUGAACAAAAUGCAGAUAUUUGUGGAAAAGCAUCCGAAAUGAACAAAGGACAUUCUGAAGCUGAAAUUGGAGAAGAGUCAGAGGAAAAAAGAUUAGAUCUUGGUGCUUCUGAACAUCCCCGGCUAGUCACUGAUUUCCUGUCAGAUGGCAGCAUCAGACCUGAAGUUUCCUCUCCAGCUCCAUCAGUGUUUUCUGACGCUGUGAGGACACGUGUAGACGACCAGGGGGAAACCACAGAAGGGACUGAUGUCAGUGAUUUACAAAAGGCAAAACUUAAAGAUCUUGAAAGAACUAUCACUGUAGUUCAGAAUCUUCCACAGCCUUUAGAGAAAGACGGUUCCCAUGAGACAGAAACUCCUCACAGACUCAUGGAGAGCAGCCACCCAGACCUUGAAGUCGCUGCAACAAAUACCAUCAGUCGGAAAUGUCUGGAUGUAGAAGAUUCAGAGCGAUAUACUCCGACUAACACAAGAGUUUCUUUAGAACCGGUAGUGGCUGAUAAAGAUUUUACGGUUUCAGACGAUGAGUUAAGCACUGACGUUCUGUCCCCAGGGAGCCAACACAGGGACGUAUUCCUAAACGACAGUGAUACAGAGCAGUUUCCUACAUCAAGAAAUGCAAGGACAAGUGAUGAACAAAAUGCAGAUAUUUGUGGAAAAGCAUGCGAAAUGAAUGAAGGACAGUCUGAAGCUGUAAUGGGAGAGGAGUCAGAGGAAAAAAGAUUAGAUCUUGGUGCUUCUGAACAUCCCCGGCUAGUCACUGAUUUCCUGUCAGAUGGCAGCAUCAGACCUGAAGUUUCCUCUCCAGCUCCAUCAGUGUUUUCUGACGCUGUGAGGACACGUGUAGACGACCAGGGGGAAACCACAGAAGGGACUGAUGUCAGUGAUUUACAAAAGGCACAACCUCAAGAUCUUGAAAGCACUAUCGUUGUAGUACAGAGUCCUCCACAGCCUUCAGAGAGAGAAGCUUCCCACGAGACAGAAACUCCUCACAGACUCAUGGAGAGCAGCCACCCAGACCUUCUUAUGGAUCUGCUGAAGCAAAACGUCCUCAGUCUGAACGACGACGACAGAGGAAGCUCAGAACUGAUACUGGAAGAGGAGAAAGUCAGUGAGAAGUCGGAUCAGUCUGAUGCUCCAAACAUCCAGCUGCAGCUGCUGCAGGUGCUUAAGACUGUCUCCUCCAGCCAAGACCUCUCAGUGCUGCAGGAAGUGAUGGAGACUCUGAACUCUGCUCUGGGUGGAGACCCUCAGGAGGAGCGGCGGCACGUACUGGAGAGCAUCGAGGAGGAGAGCUCGGAGGGGGAGGAUGGAGAUGAUGACAAGUCAGAUGCCUGUAAAGUUGAGCAGGUUAAAAAUCAGCUGUUCUCCAUCCAGGAUUAUUUAGAGUGUGUUGGGAGGCUGCAGGAUCACGCUGAUGCUUUAGACGAUGUCAGAAAAGACCUUUCAGUCCAGCCACCAGUGAGCAACAGCAUGGAGGAAAUGCAGAUCCAAGCAGAGGAAUGUCAGACUAUUGAGUCCCAACUCUCUCGACUGGCUGGUGUUCUGACAGCAGAUAUGGAAAAAGCCAAACAGCUCCUGAAUUCUGUUGAUGAGGGCAUUCCUGUACAAAUCCACCAAGAUUUGGCUGCAACAUAUCUGGACCUGGAGCCAAACUUUACUGCUGUUUCCCAAAUGUGCGCAGAAAGGAGUCACUCCCUGAUUCAAGCGAUGGAAACGGGAAAGGAACAGUUGGAAUCAACGUACCAGAAACAUCUCGGUGAUCUUGAAGAACUAGCAGGCCUCAUCCAGAACAGCUCUGAGACGAGCGACGCGGAUUUGAACACGUGUGACGCAGACACACUGAAACAUUUGAUUCAGCAGAACAAGGACACGGAGAACAACCUGCUGAAAGAAGCCAGGCUCAAAUUAGAGGACGCCACUUUUGACAUCCAGUGCUUUAUUUCCGAGCACGCUCAGUUCUUGACCCCGGCUCAGAGCAGCUACCUUCUCAAGUUCCUCAGCACCACUCAGCGAGCAUUCAGGGACCAGACUGAGAGGCUGGUUGCACAGAGGAGUGCCUUACAUGUCCUACUGGCCAACAGAGAGAGGGAAGACCAGGAGAAGUCAUUGCUGGCGAAACACAAGGAGUUUUCAGAGAAGUUGGAGGAAGUGUGUGAUAACCUCACCCUGACAGAAAACCAGCUGAUUGGUCACCAGCAACAGGCUGAAAACGCAGAGAGUGUCACAGACCUGCAGCAGUACCAGCAGGAGCAUCAGGCUCUGCAAAAAGACGUACUGACAAACGCCAGUGCCUUGAAUGAGGUCAUCAGCAGCACUAAAAAGUUUCUGGAGGAAAACCGGAGCAAGCUGACUCCGGAUCAAAUAGCCGCGAUUGAGAGCAAGCUGGAAGAGGCGAAAAGCAAAGCCAAGCUCAUCAACCAGCGGGCGGAGGAGUCCAGGAAAGAUCUGGAGAAGGUCGUUACCACAGCCAUAAAACAGGAGAGCGAAAAGGCAGCAGCUGUUGAGCGCCUCGAAGAAAGUAAGAACAAAAUCGAAGGCCUCCUGGACUGGAUAUCUAACAUAGGGAAUGAAAACGAGAGCGGUCUGGAUCAAACUGACCAUAUAAGCAAAGAGAAUGGAAACCUGCCAGAGGAAACCACAGCCAAGGGACUGAUAGGGGACGAUGACGAUGCCAAUGGAAAUGCUUUGCAGACCCCUGAGAAAGAUUUUGGCAGAGAGACAAGCGGCAAGAACGACGCCUCCCUGGACCUCGAUAAGCAGUACGACAGGGUCAAGGCCCGUCAUCAGGAGAUCCUCUCCCAGCAGCAGGAUCUCAUCAUGGCCACGCAGUCGGCUCAGGCUCUGCUCGACAAGCAAGCCGACGUGCUGUCGCCACAGGAGAAGGAGAAACUCCAGAAGAACAUCCAGGAGCUGAAGGGGCGCUACGAGGCCUCGCUGACCCAGGCCGAGCAGCAGAUGAAGCUGGUGCAGUGCGUCCAGGAGGAGCUGAAGAAGUUCCAGGACGACUGCGAGGAGUUCGAGGGCUGGUUGGACCAGGCCGAGGGUGAGAUGGAGGAGCUGGGAGCUCCCGCCGGCUCCCUCAAUAUCCUCAGUGACAAACUCCAGAGACAGAAAAGCUACUCGGAGGAUGUGAUCUCGCACAAGGGGGACCUUCGCUUCAUCACCAUUUCGGGACAGAAGGUGCUGGAUGUGGCUAAAGCCUGCGGACUGGGUGAUCCUGCGGCCAAGAAUGCUUCUCUGGACGUCGAUACUUCAGGAACUUGUUCUGCCGUCAAGGAUAAGUUGGAUUCAGCAGCCAGUAGAUACAAAACGCUACAUUCACAGUGCAAUCAGCUUGGCAACAACCUGAAAGAUGUGGUCGACAAAUACAAGAAAUACGACGACACGAGCGCCAGUCUUAUGAACUGGCUCAACGGCUCAGAGGAGGAGGCUAGAAAACAGCAGUCGGAGGCCAUAGCAGCUGACCCACAAACACUACAGAAACAGCUAGAGGAGACCAAGGGCCUACAAGGUCAGAUGACGGGACAUCAGACUGCUAUCGACACACUACGCAAAAUAGCUGAGUCUUUGAUAACAUCUGAAGGAGACCUCCUGAGCAACACGGAUGAGAUCCAGGAGACAGUAGAUGACAUCGUUGAGCGCUAUGACAACCUGUCCAAAUCUGUGAGUGAUCGAAAUGAGAAGCUGCAGAUCACCCUCACUCGCUCCAUGAGUGUCCAGGAUGGCUUGGAUGAGAUGAUGGGAUGGAUGGAGGGAGUGGAGGCCAGUGUGAAAGAGAAAGAGCCAAUCCCCCUGGACUCGGCCUCCAUUGGAGACAUCCUCAGCAGAGAAGCCGCGUUAGAACAGGACAUAGCAAGUCGCCAGAGCAGUAUCUCAGCCAUGAAAGCCAAGGUGAAGAAGUUCGUGGAGACGGCGGAUCCCUCGGCUGCUGCCCUCCUGCAGUCAAAGAUGGACGCUCUCUCCCAGCGCUUCUCCGAUGCCUGUGACAAGCACAAGCAGAAAGUCUCCCAACUGGAGCAUCUGAAGGACAAGGUGGAGCAGUUCGAGAGUGUCGCAGAUAAAGUUCAGCAGUUCGUUGUGAAGCGUUCACAAGACCUGCACGAGACGGACGGGCCUGGGAAAACUUUCAAUGAACUGUCUCAGCUAAUGCAGGAUACCAAAGCUGAGAUGGCCGAACACGCCAGUGAUUUGGAGAAGCUUCAGACUCUGUCCAAGGAGCUGUCUGAAAUAAGCCCUGAUGGAAACAAAGCCCAGAUCCAGAGCAAGAUGGACAAUCUCUCAAAUAUUUUCAGCACCUUCAAAGACACUGUCAAAGAAAAGGAAGAGGAGGUUUCAUCCUGUCACGACCAGCUGGGAGAGUUCAGAUCUGCAGCCAGCGCUCUCACCAAGUGGCUAGAGCAGACCAAUGAGAAGGUUCCUGCGGUUCAGCCGAGCAGCAGCGAGAAAACUCUGGAGAAGGACCUGCAGAUAGUCAAUGGAUUAUUAGAUGAAUGGACAUCAGAAGGCCCCGCUGUCCAAGACUUCAACAGUAAAGGAUCAGAACUCUGCAGCCUCAUCACCUUCCUCACAUCCCCUGCCAAGACAAAGACUCCUAAUAAGUCAGCUCUUACUAAUGGUGGUGGUCCAGGGACUCAUUCCUACCUAACAAAUAAAGAGCUGAUGGUAAUACAGCAGAACAUGUCAUUCGUAAACGAGGGAUACGCGAGUCUCGGGGAAACGCUGAAGAGCCGAGCAGCAGAUCUGAGCAGUUCGGUGCAGGAGGUCAAAGAAGCCCAAAAGGAGACAGACGACAUGAUGACAUGGCUGAAAGACAUGAAAAAGACUGCAGCUUCCUGGAACAAAGCUGCCACAGAGAAAGACUCGGUGAAAACACAGCUUGAACAGCAGAAGGUGUUCGAGGAUGACAUGAAGCAAAAGCAGGAGCAGCUCCAGAAGCUCAGAGAGAAGCUCCUCAACUUGAUUAAGACUCAUCCAAACUCCCCCGAGGCAGCAAAGUGGAAGCAGAUGCUGGCUGAAAUAGAUGCUGCCUGGGCUGACAUCAGCGGCUCUGUAGAGGAGAGGAAGCAGCACCUGGAGCAGUCCAACAAGAAUCUGGACAUCUUCCAAACGACUGAGAAGCAGCUCGGUCAGUGGCUUUCAGAGAAAGAGCUGAUGAUGAGUGUCCUUGGCCCCCUCUCCAUAGACCCCAACAUGCUUAAAAUGCAGAAGCAACAAGUUCAGAUCCUCCAGAAUGAAUUCAAGAGCCGUAAACCUCAGUACGAGCAACUCGAGGAGGCCGCCUCUGCCAUCCUGAGUUCUUCGGGCAACCAGGACCUCUCAAGUGGGAAGCUGGUAAGAGAGCAGCUCGCCGGCGUCACCCAGAAGUGGCAAGGCCUCACGGGACAGCUGGACCAGCGAGACAGCCUCAUCGACCAGGCUGCGGUGAAGACAGGUCAGUUUCAGGAGUUACUGAGGAGUCUCAGUCAGACCGCCAGUCAGCUGGAGAAUCAGCUCACCAACCACCAGGGCCAGAGCACUCAGCCCGAUGCUGUGAAGAAGCAGCUGGAGGACGUCCAGAACAUCUCAGGUCAGCUGAGAGAGGAGAGGAAGAGGCUGAAGGAGGCCGAGGCCAUCAACGCAGAGCUCACAGCCAUGGUGACCGAGGACUACCUCAAAGCAGACCUAGCCAGGCAGCUGGAGAGUGUCAGCAAGCCUUUCAAACAGCUGGAAGAGAAAGCAGCGAAACGGAUCGAACAGCUCAACUCGACCUUCGCCAGCUCUCAGCAGUUCCAUCAGACCUCCAAAGACUUCCAGUCGUGGUUAGGUGAGAAGCUCCAGGAACAGUCCAAGCCCCAGCUCAUCUCGGCCAAAGUGGAUGUCCUGCAACAAGCCCUGGAGGAGCACAGUAAGCUCCAGAAGGCUCUGAGUGAACAGGACGAAGCUUACAACACAAUCAUCGGGGAAGGGGAGACGCUGCUGCAGAACACUGAUGGUGCAGAAAAGCUGGCACUACAAGGACAGCUCACCACACUGUCUUCCAACUGGGAUGAGGUGAAGAGGAGCUCUGCGGAGCAGGCUGACAAGCUCCAGACUGCUCUGCAGAGAUCUCUGAAGUAUCAGGAGAGUGCAGAGAAACUCAGCUCUUGGAUUCAAGAGUGUGAAGCCAGCGAGGGCCGAGUCAAACUCACGGUGGAUCCAGUUGCUGUGGAGAGCUCCAUUUCUCAGGUGAAGGCUCUCCAGAAGGAUGUCGACAAGCACAGAGGGAUGGUGGAGCAGCUCAACACGGCUGCAGAUGGCCUUCUCGAGGUGGCCAACACGGACACCGAAGCCGUCAAAGAGGAGAUGGCUAAUAUCGGCAAGAGGGUGGACAAUGUAGCAGAAGGUUUGCUGAGCAAGAGGGAGUGCCUGGAGAAGAUCUCGCACACUGUUAAGGAAUUUAAUGAUGCUUACAAAGAGGCAAAGGGUCAGCUGGAGGGGGCUAAGAAGCAGGUGGACACCUAUGAAUCACAGGGAGUGCAGGCGCACAGCAACAAGAACCUGACCAACAUGAAAGCCCAACAUAAGAGCUUAGAGGGGGUGCAGAACCAAGUAGAACACAUGAAGAACUUAGCCAAGGACCUCGUGGUGGAGGUCCCUGAUGCUGACGGCGUGACAGACCUCUUACUGCAGGCCGACAGCGUAGAAAAAGACUACAGCACCCUUAACAAGAAACUAGAGGACACGUGCCAAGUGUUGGAGGGUAAACUGCAGGGCAUCGGGCAGUUCCAGAACAGCAUCCGUGAGAUGUUCGCCCGUUUCACUGACCUGGAUGAUGAACUGGACAGCAUGGCUCCUGUGGAUCUCGACCUGGCCACGCUCAAAGAACAACAGGAGAGCAUACAGAGCUUCGUGACGAAGCUGCAAGAGCUGAUGGCCAACACGGCCAACGCUGGAGACAGCUGUAAGAAGAUGCUAGAGACUGAGACCUCUCCUGACCUGUUGGGCCUGAAGAGAGAUCUGGAUACUCUGAGUAAGCAGUGUGGUAAACUGUUGGACCGGGCUAAAGGCAGAGAAGUGCAGGUGCAAAGUACUCUGAGUAAACUGGAGGAGUUGUACGGGGAACUGCACCGGGCGGAUGAAAAACUCUGCAGAGCUGUCGACAAGGAGGCGUCUCAGGAGGCAGUCGGCAUGGAGACAGACGUCAUCAACCAACAGCUGGAGGCCUUUAAGGCGUUCCAGAAAGACGACAUUGAUCCAUUGCAGGCGCAGCUCCAAGACAUCAACACGCUUGGCCAGGGUCUGAUACAGACCGCUGCCAAAGGCACCAGCACCAAGAAGCUUGAGGAUGACCUGGAGGCAGUCAACACAAAGUGGAAUACGCUCAAUAAAAAGAUCGCCGAGCGUUCGGCCGAGCUGCACGAAGCACUGCUGCACUGUGGGAGGUUCCAGGAUGCUCUGGAGUCACUGCUCAGCUGGUUGACUGACACGGAGGAGCUCAUGGCCAAUCAAAAACCUCCAUCUGCAGAGUUUAAAGUGGUCAAGGCUCAGAUUCAAGAGCAGAAACUCUUACAGAGACUGCUGGAUGAGCGAAAGCCAACAGUGGAGCUGAUAAAGAAAGAGGGCGGUAAGGUUGCAGAACUGGCAGAGUCUGUGGAUAAGGAGAAGGUUGCAAAAGAGAUCGAAUGCCUGGGGCAGAGGUGGAACGCUCUGCUCAAAAAGGCUGAAAGCAGGCACAAGCAGCUAGAGAGCAUCUUAGUGGUGACUCAGCAGUUCCACGAGACACUCGAGCCGCUGAGCGAGUGGCUCGCGGCCACAGAGAAACACCUCGUCAACUCCGAACCCAUCGGCACCGAGACGUCCAAGCUGGAAGAUCAGAUCUCUCAGCACAAGGCCUUAGAGGAGGAGAUAAUGAAUCACAGUAAAGACCUGUUUCAGGCCGUCAGUCUGGGUCAGAUGCUAAGAACUGUGAGCUCAGUGGACGAUAAGGAGUUUGUUCAGUCAAAGCUGGACGCCACCCAGGGCAGUUACAUCGAGCUCCAGGAGCGGUGCAGGAGGAAAGCUGAGAUGCUUCAGCAAGCUCUGGCAAACGCCCAGCUGUUCGGAGAGGACGAAGUGGCUCUCAUGAACUGGCUGAACGAGGCGCACACCAGGCUGAACGAAGUGUCCGUGGAGGACUACAAUAUAGAUGUUCUUGAAAAGCAGCUGGCAGAACAACGGGCACUGCAAAGGGAUAUUGAGUUGAGGAAGAAGAAUGUCGACCAAGCCAUCUCUAACGGGAUGGAGCUUCUGAAGCAAACGACAGGUGAUGAGGUGAUUGUUAUCCAAGGCAAACUGGACGGAAUAAAAACAAAGUACGCCGAGAUCAACUCCAUGAGCGACACCGUUCUGAAGAAGCUGGAGCAGGUUUUGAGUCUCUCCACCAAGCUGCAACAUACCCACGAGGAUCUGAGCUCCUGGCUAGAGAAAGUGGAGUCUGAGACCAGCACGUUUGCUGAUCAGGAGCCAGUGGGCGAGCAGCUAAUACAGGCACAGAGCAGGCAGAAGGCCUUGUUGAAGGAAACCAAAGACCAGAAGCCAGUGGUGGACAAGCUGAAUGAGUUGAGCAGUUCUCUCCUGGAUCUGAUCCCCUGGCACACGCGUGAGGCUCUGGACAAGCUAGUGACUGAAGAUAAUGAGCGGUACAGAGCCGUCAGCGACACCAUCACCCAGCAGGUCGACCAGAUCAACGCCGACAUACUCAAAUCACAGCAGUUUGAGCAGGCUGCUGACUCUGAGCUCGCCUGGCUGACUGACGCCGAGAGGAAGUUGAUGUCGAUGGGCGAAAUCAGGCUGGAGCAGGACCAAACCACAGCCCAGCUCCAAGCACAGAAGAUCUUCUCCAUGGACAUUAUGAGGCACAAAGAUGCAGUGGAUGAAAUUGUGAAAACAGGAAUGGCCAUCAUGAACAGCAAAAACCCAGAGGAGAAAGAAAUCCUGAAGGCCAAGACUCAAACUCUGUUGGAGAAGUACGGUAUCGUCAGUCAGCUGAACUCGGAGCGCUCUCUGCAGCUGGAGCGAGCCCAGUCUCUGGCCAGUCAGUUCUGGGAGACUUACGAGGAGAUGUGGCCGUGGCUUCAGGAAACCGUGAGCAGCUUCAGCCAGCUGCCUCCACCCGCCAUCGAGUAUGAAACACUCAGGCAGCAGCAGGAGGAGCUCAGGCAAAUGCGCGAGCUGAUCGCUGAGCACAAGCCGCACAUCGACAAGAUGAAUAAGACCGGGCCUCAGUUGCUUGAACUCAGCCCAGAGGAGGGAGUGCCCAUCAGAGAGAAGUACACAGCCACAGACCAGCUGUACACCAAACUCAAGGCGGACGUCAAGCAGAGAGCUGCGACUCUGGAUGAGGCCAUCUCCAAAUCCACUCAGUUCCAUGACAAAAUUGACCCGAUGCUGGAGUCCCUGGAGAGGAUCGCUGAACGCCUGCGGCAGCCUCCGUCUAUCUCAGUGGAGGUGGACAAGAUCAAGGAGCAGAUCUCUGAAAAUAAGGCCGUCUCUGUGGAUCUGGAGAAACUGCAGCCAUCUUACGAGACACUGAGGCAGCGAGGCGAGGAGAUGAUAGCGCGCUCUGAAGGAGCAGACAAGGACAUAUCAGCCAAAGCUGUACAAGACAAACUGGACCAGAUGGUCUUCCUCUGGAGUGACAUCCAGGCCUUGCUGGAAGAGCGAGAGGCAAAGCUGCUGGAUGUGAUGGACCUGGCAGACAAGUUCUGGUGCGACCACUGUGCGCUCAUCGUCACCAUCAAAGACAGCCAGGACCUGCUGAGAGAGCUGGAGGAGCCCGGAGUCGACCCAUCGGUCGUCAAACAGCAGCAGGAGUUUGUGGAGGGAUUUAAGGAGGAGAUCGACGGGCUGCAGGAAGAGCUUGAUGUGGUUCGAAACCAGGGUGCAGAGCUCAUGACCGCCUGCGGGGAGCCUGAUAAACCUGUGAUAAAGAAAAGUAUCGAUGAGGUGAAUUCAGCGUGGGAGAAUCUCAAUAAGACCUGGAAGGAGAGAGUAGAGAGACUGGAUGAAGCCAUGCAGGCUGCUGUGCAGUUUCAGGAUGGCCUGCAGGGUAUGUUUGACUGGGUGGAUAUUCUGGAGAGCAAACUGGAUUCAAUGUCACCUGUAGGCACAGACCUGGAAACUGUCAAGCAGCAGAUUGUCGAGCUCAAGGAGUUCAAAGGAGAGGCUUACCAGCUGCAGAUAGAAAUGGAGCGCCUCAACCACCAGUCAGGCCUCCUGCUGAAGAAGGUGACGGAGGAGGCAGAUCGCUGCGCCAUCCAGGAGCCAAUGUCUGAGCUCAAGAUGCUCUGGGAGAACCUGGAUGAGAAGAUCAUCAGCCGACAGCACAAACUGGAGGGAGGCCUCCUGGCACUGGGCCAGUUCCAGCACGCACUGGACGAGCUGCUGGCCUGGAUGAGCCACACCGAGGAGCUUCUCGCUGAGCAGAGAAAGGCUGGAGGGGACCCCAAAGCCAUCGAGAUAGAGCUCGCCAAGCAUCAUGUUCUCCAAAAUGACGUGUUGGCUCACAAGGCAACAGUUGAGACGGUUAAUAAAGCCGGCAAUGAUCUGGUGGAAUCCACCGCUGGAGAAGAAGCUUCCAGUCUGAAGAGCAAACUGGAGAACCUGGACCAGCGGUGGAAAGGUAUCCUGGAGAAGACAGCGCAGAGGAAGCAACAACUGGAGAGUGCUCUGAUUCAGGCCCAAGGUUUCCAUGGUGAGAUAGAAGAUAUGCAGCAAUGGCUGAAAGACACAGAGCGUCAGCUGUUGGCAUCAAAGGCUGUGGGAGGCUUACCAGACACGGCCCGGGAGCAGCUUAACGCCCAUCUGGAGUUGUGUUCUGCUUUCGAGGCCAAGGAGGAGCUGUAUCAGGAGCUGGUGAACAAGGGUCACCAGCUGCUCGCCGUGUCGCCCGAGGGUCCAGACAGCAACACGGAGCAGGACCUCGCCAACCUGAAGGACAAAUGGGGAGCCGUGCAGGGGAAAGUCGCUGAGAGAAAGGUGAAACUGGAAGAAGCCUUGACGCUGGCGACAGAUUUCCACAACUCGCUGCAGGACUUCAUCAACUGGUUAACCCAAGCGGAGCAGACACUGAACAUGGUUUCUCCCGCCUCGCUCAUACUGGAGACCAUCAUGUUUCAGAUUGAUGAGCAUAAGAUGUUUGUGACAGAGGUGAACUCCCACAGGGACCACAUCAUCGAACUAGACAAGACAGGAACACACUUGAAGUACUUCAGCCAGAAACAGGAUGUGGUCCUCAUCAAGAACCUGCUGCUCAGUGUGCAGGGCCGCUGGGAGAAGCUGGUGCAGCGCUCCGUCGAGCGAGGCCGUCUGCUGGACGACGCCAGGAAGAGAGCCAAACAGUUCCACGAAACUUGGAACAAACUGAUGGAAUGGCUGGACGAAUCUGAGAAGACUUUGGACUCAGAAGUGGAAAUUGCCAACGACCCGGACAAAAUCAAGACACAGCUGGCGCAGCACAAGGAGUUCCAAAAAGCUGUGGGCAGCAAGCACUCAGUGUAUGACACCACAACACGAACGGGACGGGCCCUUAAAGAUAAAACCUCCCUUCAGGAUGAUAAUCAGAAGCUGGACGACAUGCUGAGCGAACUGAGGGACAGAUGGGACACUGUCUGUGGCAAGUCAGUGGAAAGACAAAACAAGCUAGAGGAGGCCCUGUUGUUUUCCGGCCAGUUUACAGACGCUCUCCAGGCUCUCAUUGACUGGCUGUACAGAGUGGAACCUCAGCUGGCUGAGGACCAGCCCGUGCAUGGAGACAUAGACCUGGUUCUCAACCUGAUAGACAACCACAAGGUUUUCCAGAAAGAGCUGGGAAAGAGGACCGUAAGCGUUCAGGCCCUCAAACGUUCAGCCAAGGAGCUGAUUGAGAGCAGCCACGAUGACUCGUCCUGGGUCAAAGUCCAGAUGCAGGAGCUGAGCACUCGCUGGGAGACGGUGUGCAACCUGUCUGUGUCCAAACAGGCCCGGCUGGAGCAGGCGCUGUGUCAGGCUGAGGAGUUUCACUCGACUGUUCACAUCCUGCUGGAGUGGCUGGCCGAGGCAGAGCAGAGUUUGCGUUUCCAUGGCAGCCUGCCUGAUGAUGAGGAAGCUCUGCAGGCACUUAUCGAACAACACAAGGAGUUCAUGAAGAAACUGGAAGAAAAGCGAGUGGCUCUAAAUAAAGCAACCAGUAUGGGAGAGGCUAUUCUGACCAUCUGCCAUCCAGACUCUAUCACGACCAUCAAACACUGGAACACCAUCAUUAAGGCCCGGUUCGAAGAGGUGCAGGCUUGGGCCAGGCAGCACCAGCAGCGACUGGCCACGGCCCUCACUGAGCUGCUAGCCAUUCAGGAGCUGCUGGAGAAUCUGCUCACCUGGCUGCAGUGGGCUGAGACCAACCUCAACGAUAAGGACAAGGAGGCGCUGCCACAGGAGAUCGAGGAGGUCAAAAGCCUCAUAGCAGAACACCAGGCAUUCAUGGAGGAAAUGACCAGGAAGCAACCCGAUGUUGACAAAAUCACCAAGACACACAAAAGAAAAGCUGCAGUGGAGCCCCCAAACCAGUCGCAGAUCCCCGUGCUUGGCAAAGGAAGAACAGGAAGAAAACGUUCUCCCACGCAAACCAUGUAUGCGUCAGCAACGCAAGCUCCCAUUGAGACCAAGAACCCUCGGGUUAACCUGCUGGUCACCAAGUGGCAACACGUGUGGCUGCUGGCUCUGGACAGAAGGAGGAAGCUCAAUGAUGCCAUGGACAGGCUGGAGGAGCUGAAAGAAUUUGCCAACUUUGACUUCGAUGUGUGGCGGAAGCGCUACAUGCGCUGGAUGAACCAUAAAAAGUCUCGCGUUAUGGACUUCUUCCGCCGCAUUGACAAAGAUCAAGAUGGCAAGGUGACCCGACAGGAGUUUAUAGAAGGCAUUCUCUCCUCCAAAUUCCCCACCAGUCGUCUGGAGAUGAGCGCUGUGGCAGACAUAUUUGACAGAGACGGUGACGGCUACAUUGACUACUAUGAGUUUGUGGCAGCUCUUCAUCCCAACAAGGACGCUUACAAACCACUAACAGAUGCUGACAAAAUUGAGGAUGAGGUUACACGUCAAGUAGCAAAAUGCAAAUGUCCAAAACGAUUCCAAGUGGAGCAAAUUGGUGCCAACAAAUACCGGUUCUACCUUGGAAACCAGUUUGGAGACUCUCAGCAGCUUCGUCUUGUACGGAUUUUACGCAGCACUGUGAUGGUGCGAGUGGGCGGAGGCUGGAUGGCCCUGGAUGAGUUCUUGGUGAAGAACGACCCCUGUCGAGCUAAAGGCAGGACCAACAUGGAGCUGCGGGAGAAGUUCAUCCUCCCGGAGGGAACCACUCAGGUGAUGGCGAGCUUCCGCUACCGAGGACGGAGGUCUCGGCCGUCGUCCAGAGGAGCUUCUCCCAACAGAUCCACCUCCAGUCAGAGCUGUCCGGUCCCGUCUCACCAAGCAGCGGCCAGUACUGCCAAGACUCCCCAACACAUAACCCGCAAUUAUGAUAAGCCCUGGCUUACAAACAGCAAACCCUCCACUCCUCUUAAAUCAUCAGACUCCUUUGGGAGCCAAGGUUCAUCGUCAGAGGGCACACCAGUUCAAGGCAGCAAAUUACGACUUCCUGGGUACUUGUCAGGAAAAGGCUUUCAGUCGGGUGAAGAGGGAAGCUUGAUCAGUGCUGCCGUACUGAAAGCUCGGACACAGACACUAGGUGAGUCGCGAAAAAAUUCCAGCCGACCUGGAAGUAAAGCUGGGAGCAGAGGGAGCAGUCGCAGAGGAAGCGACGCCUCUGACUUUGACAUCUCGGACAUCCAGUCUGUGUGCUCGGAUGCGUCUGAGACAGUCGGUGACUCGUCCCGAGUGACGCCGCGCUCUUCGUCCCGUCAGCGCGGAGGAAAACCCUCUAAGAUCCCCACUCCUCAGAGAAGAACCACUCCCACGAGCAAACUGGCCAAGGGAUCUAAGCGAUAGUCAGUGGCCUUGAAAACACACAACCCAGGAGCUAGUUGCACCCCAAACACGUAACGGACACUGGAGAUAUCUAACUUAAAAGACUGCAAAUGUGUUGAGUGUUAUUUAAAUCGUUGCGAAGAUGUAAAAUAUUCAGUUGAGAGGCAAUAUGGUUUAAUAUUAUGUGAGAAUGGAAUGUCAAUGGCCUUGUGUAUUUGUUUUUAAUGUAUUUUAUUUUUUGUGAAAAAUGUCAAAUUGUUUUUAUUGUAUUUUAUUUUAUUGAUGCAAAACCUGUAGAGGUUUGACGAACACUAGAAAAACUUGGGAAUGACUAUGUUGUACGGUUAGCUAACAUUUCUAAACACACUAAUGAAGGGCAACACGCAGGAUAGCGCUCUGAGAGUUACUGAAUGUACUGUAAUUUAUGUUUGCUGAAGUUUGGAGUAGAUGGUGCAUUAUGGUACCAUUGGAGGCACUGCAAUUAUCUAUUUAAGUGCUAUGAUAUACUGCCAACAUGCAUUUAAAGGGCAAUGCAAUAUUAUAACAAUGAAUCCCCAGUAAGCACUGCAGAAACCUUUGAAAAACACUAUUUAAGGCAAGUAGCAGAAACCUCGUAAUCAUGAAGCUUUUAAGUCCUGUUUGUUUGUGAGCAGCUGCAAUCCCUGUUUUGUUUGACCACUUCACAGCAGUGUGCGCAUUGACCUUUAAGAGGUGCCACUCCAUGUAGACAUUCUCUUGUGCAUAUAUGUCAAUGUAUGGUUAAUUUCGGUAGAGCUGAAAUUGUUACUGUAACAUUACUUUGUAAUAAACCUGCUUGCAGAAAAACACCAGAACCUGGUGUGGACC
Messenger RNA from Acanthopagrus latus (yellowfin seabream), 24799 nucleotides. RefSeq names its product dystonin (gene dst). NCBI's taxonomy places the organism in Eukaryota, Metazoa, Chordata, Actinopteri, Spariformes, Sparidae. Gene Ontology annotation, cellular component: cytoskeleton; hemidesmosome; intermediate filament. Gene Ontology annotation, molecular function: structural molecule activity; microtubule binding; calcium ion binding. The coding region runs from base 1190 to 23974 and encodes 7594 amino acids. The record is from RefSeq and is a predicted model, not a curated record. Gene Ontology annotation, biological process: wound healing; intermediate filament cytoskeleton organization; hemidesmosome assembly. The transcript has 102 exons.